Triplophysa dalaica is the source of this 2619-nucleotide messenger RNA. RefSeq lists its product as uncharacterized. Gene Ontology annotation, cellular component: membrane. Gene Ontology annotation, biological process: cell adhesion. The transcript is spliced from 8 exons. NCBI's taxonomy places the organism in Eukaryota, Metazoa, Chordata, Actinopteri, Cypriniformes, Nemacheilidae. Bases 115 to 1065 code for a protein of 316 amino acids. The record is from RefSeq and is a predicted model, not a curated record.
GCAUUGCUUUAUCCUUUGUGUGUCACAUAAGGAAACCGAAAACUUAUCCCCACAGCAACCCCCAACCUACAGAGAGAGAGAGAAAAGAGAGAGAGAGAGAGAGAGAGAGACCACAUGCAGCAGGACCACGCAGACUUGAACAAACACACGCUCAGGAUGGCAACACUAACAAUGAAAAAAUGUCACAAAAUGUUGUCCGGUGCUUUUGUGAUCUGUGCUUUUGCUGUGCUUUUUCAAGGUGUGCUUUGUGAAGUGAUCGAGGAUGAGGUCGAUAUCAAGCCUGAGAUCCGUGGGGAUGGUGAUUCAAUAUCAAUUAAAGACCAAAAAGAUAAAUUUCAAGACCAGGUUGUAGAGUUCCCCAGCAUUGGGCCAGAAACACCAGCGGUUACACAGCCAAACGAGCCCACCACAGACCAACAGAACACGAAGACCCCCGAUCAGACUGACCCACACCCACCUGAAAAAAGCAGCAUCACAUCCAAGGGAAAUGUGGUAUGUGUGGAUGAAAUACCAGUGAAAUACAGAUACGACGUUCUGCUGAAACUCAAAGCCCCCUCCACAUGUGAAGAGACUAAAGCAAAGAUUCAGAGUGUUCUGGAACAUCUCUGUGGUGAAGACUGCAAGCUCGAAAUCUUCCAGAAAGAAAACACUGAUGAGAUAAUUGUUUACGGAGAGAGUAUUGAAGACAAUCCGGAAGAAAUGGCUGGGAAAUUCAACAUCGACAACAUAAUGGAUAAGGUUGAAGUUGAAGAGGCAGUGUCUCGUGUGGGUCAGCGCACUAAAGCUGUCUUCAUCUCCGUGUUGAUAGCUGGUUUAAUUCUUGCUGCUUUGCUAAUUGCCGGUUACCUUCUAAAGUCACGUCAGGAACAGACGAAAGGACUACGACUGGCUGAGGAAUCCUUCCAAGUGGAUCAGGAAAACCAAGGCAACACAUUGCUGUCUGUAGCUCCCCUCCCUCAACAGGACCCUUCGGACAAGCCCGUCAUCAAUGGAGAGUCCCCCGAAUCUCCCCCCACCAAUGGACACUCUGCCACACAGACACAGGUGGCUGACACACCAAUGUAAGACGUGUCAGCAUCUCACUUUAAUGACCAGAGAACAAGGUUAUCAAAAACUUUAAACUCAGGCAAAAAAGAUAUUCCAGAUUUUCAGGAUAUCUGUGAACAUGAUGAAGCCAACGAAAAUAACACAGGACGCAGAGAGAUUGUACACUAUAAAGACGACAACAAGGAUUUUUAUCUGUUGUGUGAAAAAAUUAUCGCAGGUUUAAAGGAGUCUUGCAGCGUAAACAAAAGAGCCAAAGAAACGAAUGUGCCUGUGAUGUUAGCUGCUGAUCUUGCAGAUUCGUGCUCCGUCUAAACCACACUCAUUAAAAUAAAAUGAACCCAUCUCAAACAUUUACAUAUUCAUAGAUGCUUUCACAUGCAGAAAUAAAGGAGAUGUCCUUUUAGGUAAUUAGGAAAUGGAAAACAGUAUGAUUUGCAUAAGCAUCUUUAGUUUGGAAAAGCUUUCUGAAGUCUACGACCGAUUGCUUCCGCAAAACACAAAAGAAGAUAUUUUGAAGAAAGUUGGUAACCGAACAGCGCUGACACACAUUCACUUCUAUUGUAUGGACAAAAAAAAUACAACUAAGUGGAUCAGAGCCGGUUAAAAACAUUCUCCAAAAUACCUUCUUUUGUGUUUUGAUUGAAAUGACAAGAUGGUUAGCAAAUUUAAAACCAUAUUUUUUAAGCAAGCUUAUUGUUGGGUGUUUUUUAUUCCUAUAUUGUUUCCAGUUUAUUGUUUCCUCUUGUACUGUUCUUUACAUCGAUUUUCGUUUUCUUUUCACUUUUAUAUGUACAUGCUUACAUUUUACUUUGUACAGCUCUUUGAAAGGCGCAAUAGAAAAUAAAGGUAUUAUUAUAAUAAACAAUCAGUUUUGGGUGAACUAUCACUAAUGAUAAUGUAUAUUUGUAACACAGUUUUAAACACAAAAACCUUUCUCCGGCACUUCAAGCCGAAAUACAAUACUAAGCAAAGACGCCUGACAAAACCCUUUCUCUGACAUCUGUAAUGUCAUCCUCAAUGGUUUUGAUGUUCAUGGUCUUUUAUUUAGAUUUUGGUGCAUUUAUUCAGUUACCCAAAGCUACUUUGUCAAUGUGAUUUUUUCAGUCUGCGUGUUUUCUGAAAACCAAAUCCAUCACCUUAUUUUCAUUACUAUGCUGUUCUAAGCUACAGAAACUGGAAGCAGAAACAAACGAACUGCUAAAAUCCCUGAGCUUUACAUGUGUCCAGUAUUGUGCAUUUAGUAAAAAAUGUAAUGAAAAACUGUGCGAGUAAAUGUGUGAUUGUUGACCAAUAAGCUUGUAUAAGGUCAAAAUGUUUUUGUAAUUGCCUAUAUUUUUAUACAAAGUAUAUUUUGCUUUAUACUUUUUAGUUUGGUGUGUAAUCUAAACAUUUAGAUAGAUGUUUGAAAACAUGAAGGUGGCAAAGACCUGUAGGACCGAUGUUACAUGAAUGUGCAAGAGUGAGCGGUUAUCUCGUUGUGUUUGUUUUAUUGUUUUAUGUACUGUGGAAAAGCCAAAUUUACGAACAACCAUCAAAUAAAUGACAAUAUCAAUACUUAUAACUCUUUUAUUU